CCAAUCUGGCAAGAGUCAAUGCUAUUCAUUGCUUGGACGCUACUAAGUACCAGAGUAGAUAUGAUAUCCGCUUCUGAUUAGAAUGUUACAGCUGCCGGCGCUGUACUCUCGUAACAAACUCCCCUGUCUUAUCUCAAAUAAAAUUCAUGAAAAAAUAAAACUUGGAAGAAUAAUAAAUGCAAUAUUUGGUGAUAGGCAGUUCUUCUUCUUCAUCUUUUUUUUUGGCUCUUGGGUGACAGGCAGUUUUCCAUGCAGAUACUGACAUAUAUGCAUAAAGAUUUUUCUUUUUUUUUUGGGGGGUUUUGCAUGAAGAAUUACAUCUGUACUGAUCGUGCAGGAAGGUUACAUGGUACCAGGAGCAAAAUGCGAACCCCUGCCAAGAAAUAAGCUGCUAAGCCCAGUCAUUUUUCACGAAGGUCGUCUGGUACAAAGGCCUACACCUCUUGUGGCCCUGUUGACCUUCUUGUGGAUGCCGAUUGGGAUUGUCCUCUCCAUCCUUCGCGUUUACCUCAACAUUCCCCUGCCCGAAAGAAUUGUUCGGUACAACUACAUGAUUCUGGGAAUCAAACUCGUUGUGAAGGGCAACCCACCCCCACCUCCGAAGGAAGGCAAUAGCGGGGUCCUAUUCGUCUGCAACCACCGCACGAUCCUGGACCCCGUUGUUACGGCGGUGGCACUGAGAAGGAAGAUCAGUUGCGUGACAUACAGCAUAAGUAAAUUCUCAGAACUCAUUUCACCGAUCAAAGCCGUGGCAUUAUCUCGAGAACGAGAAAAGGAUGCAGAGAACAUCAAGCGUUUGCUUCAAGAAGGUGACUUGGUUAUCUGCCCCGAGGGGACUACGUGCAGGGAGCCAUUUCUGUUGAGAUUUAGCGCACUCUUUGCCGAGCUGACAGACAGAAUUGUCCCCGUCGCCAUUAACACGAAACAGUCCGUAUUUUAUGGGACAACUGUGCGUGGGCACAAGUUUUUGGAUCCGUACUUCGUUUUCAUGAAUCCCAGGCCCACCUACGAGAUCGCCUUCUUGAAUCAACUGCCCCCGGAACUGACUCGCCGAGGUGGUGGAAAAUCUGCUAUUGAAGUUGCCAACUACAUCCAAAGGGUGCUCGCCGGCACGCUAGGCUUCGAGUGCACUAGCUUGACCAGGAAAGACAAGUAUGCCAUGAUGGCCGGAACAGAUGGCCGUGUUGAAAACAAGAAGGACAAUUCCCAUGAAAUGAAAUGAGCAGUCCUGAGUCCUCCAUUUGUUUCCCCAAGUAGUAUAAUGUUUUCGAACCUUUUUCGUCGUAUUCAAGCAAAAGAGGGGAAAAGAAAAACGAGAACAAAAUAAUUGUUGAUCGUUAUGAUUAAGAUCUUCAUAUGGUAUAACGCACCACGUAUAUGCUAUCUGGAUUACAUUACAUGCAUAAAGUCUACGUCCCAGUCUUGCUUA
Messenger RNA from Coffea arabica (coffee), 1429 nucleotides. The record is from RefSeq and is a predicted model, not a curated record. Lineage: Eukaryota; Viridiplantae; Streptophyta; Magnoliopsida; Gentianales; Rubiaceae.